GAUGCUGUGAAGUGAAAAAUGCAGUUCUCGGUGAUGAUCUGCGCACUGCGUGAGCUGCUGCACUGCUUUUAUUUUGAAGGGCUGUAACUCGAAGCCCUGGAGACCCUUCCGGCAGCCUGAGCAGGAAAAGUUGGAAGGAACAGGAAAGUCGCCGUUGGGUUUUCAGACGGACAGUGGAGCUGCUUUCUCUCCUUGUUGAUCUCCAAAUGGCUCCGACUAAUGUCCGAUAUCAGCUCUCUGCAGCAGCAGGGUGUAGCUCUCCGUUGGAGUUAGAGCUGCAAGGUUUGCUGCAGGAAAGGAUUAUGGUCCUAGAUGGCGGAAUGGGAACUAUGAUCCAACAAGAAAACCUGGAAGAGGAAGAUUUCAGAGGAGAAGAGUUUAAAGAUCACUCGUUACAUCUGAAGGGCAACAAUGACCUUCUCAGCAUCACACAGCCAGCCAUCAUUUACAAAAUACACAAGGAGUAUCUGCAGGCUGGUGCUGACAUCAUUGAGACCAACACAUUCAGCAGCACGUCUGUCGCCCAGGCAGAUUAUGGACUGGAACAUCUGGCCUAUCGUCUCAACAGGGCAUCAGCAGAGCUGGCCAGGAAAGCAGCCGAUGAUGUCACCAAGCAGUCUGGUUGUAAACGUUAUGUGGCUGGAGCGCUGGGUCCUACCAAUAAAACCCUCUCUGUGUCACCUUCUGUGGAGAAACCAGAUUUCAGGAACAUAACGUUUGAUGAGCUGGUGGAGGCCUACACAGAGCAGGCUCGAGGUUUAUUGGACGGAGGUGCAGACAUCCUCAUGGUUGAAACCAUCUUUGAUACUGCCAAUGCCAAGGCUGCUCUGUUUGCCAUCGACCUUCUCUUUGAGAAGACCUAUGAAAGAAAACCCAUAUUUAUCUCAGGAACGAUUGUUGACCGGAGUGGACGGACGCUGUCUGGUCAGACGGGAGAGGCCUUUGUAGUGAGUGUGUCCCAUGCAAAGCCACUGUGCAUCGGUCUGAACUGUGCUCUGGGGGCGACAGAAAUGAGGCCUUUUAUUGAGGCCAUUGGAAAAAGUACAACAGCUUUCAUCAUCUGUUAUCCCAAUGCAGGUCUUCCCAACACUUUUGGAGGAUAUGAUGAAACACCUCAAGUUACAGCCUCCAGUUUAAAGGAGUUUGCUAUGGAUGGACUCGUGAACAUUGUUGGAGGAUGCUGUGGGACCACUCCAUCACAUAUUAGAGCCAUAUCAGAAGCAGUUAAACAGUGCCAGCCAAGACUUCCUAAAGCUGAUAUACUUAAAGACUACUUGCUUCUCUCAGGUUUGGAGCCGUUUCGAAUUGGCCCGUACACCAACUUUGUGAACAUCGGUGAGCGCUGCAACGUGGCUGGGUCACGCAAGUUUGCCAAGCUGAUCAUGGCUGGGCAAUAUGAGGAAGCUCUGAGCAUUGCUAAGGCCCAGGUGGAGAUGGGAGCCCAGGUCCUGGAUAUAAACAUGGAUGAGGGGAUGCUGGAUGGGCCGACAGCUAUGGCUCGGUUUUGUAACUUCAUUGCCUCUGAGCCAGAUAUUGCUCGGGUUCCUUUGUGUAUUGACUCCUCAAACUUCUCAGUGAUUGAAGCUGGGCUGAAGUGCUGUCAGGGGAAGUGCAUCGUCAACAGCAUCAGCCUGAAGGAAGGAGAGCAGGAGUUCCUGCUCAGAGCAGCCACUGUAAAGCGCUAUGGAGCUGCUGUGGUGAUCAUGGCCUUUGAUGAGGAGGGACAGGCCACAGAUACAGAGUGCAAGGUGGACAUCUGCUCCCGGGCCUACAAGCUGCUGGUCAGCAAGGUUGGAUUUGAUCCUAAUGACAUCAUCUUUGACCCGAACAUCCUCACCAUUGGCACUGGCAUGGAGGAACACAGUGACUACGCCGUCAGCUUCAUCAGGGCCACCAAGCUUAUCAAGGAGACACUACCGGGAGCCAGAGUUAGUGGAGGUUUGUCCAACCUGUCCUUCUCCUUCAGAGGUAUGGAGGUCAUCAGAGAAGCUAUGCAUGGAGCAUUUCUCUAUCAUGCUAUCAAGGAUGGGAUGGAUAUGGGGAUUGUGAAUGCUGGAAACCUUCCUGUUUAUGAUGACAUUGAUAAGGAGCUGCUGUUACUGUGUGAGAACCUCAUCUGGAACAGAGAUGUGGAGGCUACAGAUAAACUGCUGGUCUAUGCACAGAAUAAAGGGAAAGGAGGGAAGAAGGUGAUUCAGACAGACGAAUGGAGAACAGCAUCGGUAGAAGGAAGGUUGGAAUAUGCUCUUAUCAAGGGAAUAGACAAACAUGUGGUGGAGGAUGUUGAGGAGUGCCGGGGUCAUGUAGAUCGCUACAAGCGACCUCUUCACAUCAUUGAGGGUCCCCUGAUGAAUGGCAUGAAGGUGGUGGGGGAUUUGUUCGGAGCUGGGAAGAUGUUUCUGCCACAGGUAAUUAAGUCGGCUCGUGUGAUGAAGAAGGCAGUUGGUUAUCUGAUUCCCUUCAUGGAGACGGAGAGAGAGGAGAUGAUGGCAGCAUCAGGAUCAGCUGAGGAGAUGGAUCCCUAUCAAGGCACCAUUGUUCUGGCUACAGUAAAAGGAGACGUCCACGAUAUUGGCAAGAACAUUGUAGGUGUGGUACUGGGUUGCAACAACUUCAGGGUGAUUGACCUAGGUGUGAUGGUUUCCUGUGAUCGAAUUCUCAGAGAGGCUGUAACACAUAAAGCUGAUAUCAUUGGCUUGUCGGGCCUCAUCACUCCCUCUUUGGAUGAGAUGAUCUAUGUGGCGAGAGAAAUGGAGCGACUUGGAAUGACAACACCUUUGCUGAUUGGAGGUGCCACCACAUCAAAGACACAUACAGCUGUGAAGAUUGCUCCAUGCUACAGUUCUCCUGUUGUCCAUGUCCUCGAUGCUUCCAGGAGUGUGGUAGUGUGCUCCCAGCUGCUAGAUGAAAAAGUGAGGGAGGAGUACUUGGAGGACGUGAAGGAGGACUAUCAGGAUGUCAGAGAAGAGCACUAUGACUCCCUGAAGGACCGUCGGUAUCUCUCUCUCUCUGAGGCCAGACAGAAGGCUUUACAUGUCGACUGGUUGUCUAUGCCUAGACCAGUGCACCCUCAGUUCUUGGGCACUCGAGUGUUUGAGUGUUACGAUUUAAACAGCCUGCUGGACUUCAUUGACUGGAAGCCGUUCUUCGACGUGUGGCAGCUCAGAGGGAAGUACCCCAACAGAGGAUACCCCAAGAUUUUCAAUGACAAGACUGUUGGUAAGGAAGCUCGCAGAGUUUUUGACGACGCCCAGUUAUUGCUCCAUCACGUGAUUGACAACCACAGUCUGAAGGGGCGGGGCCUGGUGGGCUUCUGGCGUGCUCAGAGUAUCGGUGACGACAUUAACGUGUACAAAGAGGAUGUCACAGUUCACAAAGACACAAAGCCCAUCGCCAUAUUUCAUGGCUUACGGCAGCAGGCGGAGAAGGACGGCACUGGCUCAGAACCCUUCCUGUGUGUUUCGGACUUUGUGGCUCCUGUAGACAGCGGCAUGGCUGACUACAUUGGGAUGUUUGCUGUAGGUGUGUUUGGAGCUGAGGAGCUCAGUCAGGAGUUCCAGACCCAGGGAGAUGAUUACAGCAGCAUCAUGGUCAAAGCUCUUGCUGAUCGCUUAGCUGAGGCCUUUGCUGAGGAGCUGCAUGCUCGUGUGCGUAAGGAGCUGUGGGGCUACAGCUCUGAGGAGGCUCUGCAGGCCUCAGACCUUCACAGAGUUCGGUACCAAGGCAUUCGACCUGCAGCCGGCUACCCCAGCCAGCCCGACCACACAGAGAAGCUCACCAUAUGGAGUCUGGCCGGUGUACGGGAGAAGACAGGUAUUGACCUGACCGAGUCCCUGGCCAUGACACCAGCCGCCUCAGUCUCAGGACUUUACUUCUCACACCCUCAGGCCUCAUACUUCGCUGUGGGAAAAAUCACCAAAGAGCAGGUCGAAGAUUAUGCCAGGAGGAAGGAGAUGAGUACAGAGGAAGUGGAGAAAUGGUUGGCUCCCAUCCUCGGCUAUGAACAGGAGCCGUAGCUUAGAACCAGGGCUAUGGUGGGAUCAUUCAAGGUGCUGUUACUGAGGCAGCUCCUUGCAGUCUGGGUCAGGCAUCAGCAACCCACAAUGACUCGGUGUUUGACUUUAAAUGGGAACAUUUCAUCUGGGUAACUUCUGUUCAGGACCAAUCUGCUGCAGUUCAGCUCAGAAAUCUGUUCUUUUAACUUCAGGAUCAGCAGAGAAUGUUUUAGAGCUUGUUUUAAAUUAGUUUUUAAAUUGAUCAUUUCAUAUUGGCCCUCUGUCAGUUUUAUUUCGCAUGUUAAUCUUUUUUAAAUCAACUGUUUUAUUGAAAAGAAAUGAACAGUGCCAUGGAGGCUGGAGUGUACUGUCAUGCAUCAUCAUGCAGCACCGAAUAUAGCUGUUUGUACAACAGAAAGCUCCUUAAAAAGCAUCAUGUAUCUAAUUUUUAGUCAUCCAGCUGUUUGGAGCAGAAAAUGGUUUGGAAGAUUUCUUUAUUUUUAUUAGUAUUCUGACAAAAUAAAGCUGCUAAUUCUGUUUGUAGACACUCUAAAGGUACACUUUGGGACUCCUGACAACAGGACAUUCCUACAGAAGUGGCCUUUGUUAUUAAUACCCCAAAUCAGUGUUGAGUAUUAUUGUCAGUUUUUGCAUUACAUUUUUUGACUUGAGAUAUUUCAGUGUUAAUUGGAUUAAGUAUUUCAAUGUUUUCCACUAAGCAUCUUGGAGUUAAGAACAAAUGUGAAACUUUUCCAGAUUUCUUAAAGAAUUUAUUAAAAAAUAUUUUUUACAAA
Girardinichthys multiradiatus is the source of this 4789-nucleotide messenger RNA. It is a transcript of the gene mtr, whose product is annotated as 5-methyltetrahydrofolate-homocysteine methyltransferase. Gene Ontology annotation, molecular function: zinc ion binding; cobalamin binding; methionine synthase activity. Gene Ontology annotation, biological process: pteridine-containing compound metabolic process. The record is from RefSeq and is a predicted model, not a curated record. The coding region runs from base 207 to 4016 and encodes 1269 amino acids. NCBI's taxonomy places the organism in Eukaryota, Metazoa, Chordata, Actinopteri, Cyprinodontiformes, Goodeidae. The transcript has 33 exons.